CCCGGAGCGAAGCCCGCCUAAGGCCCACCCACCUCCGCAAGGCCGCCUUGCCUUGCCUUGCCCACCGCACUACCAUGGCUGGGGGCCGCGGGGCCCACGGGCGUGGCCUGGACGAGCCGCCGGAGAGCUACCCACAGCGACAGGACCACGAGCUGCAGGCCCUGGAGGCCAUCUACGGCUCCGACUUCCAGGACCUGCGGCCGGACGCGUGCGGACGGGUCAAAGAGCCUCCUGAAAUCAAUUUAGUUCUAUACCCUCAGGGCUUGACUGGUGAAGAAGUAUAUGUGAAAGUGGAUUUGAGAGUGAAAUGCCCACCCACCUAUCCAGAUGUAGUCCCUGAAAUAGCAUUAAUGAAUGCCAAAGGUCUGUCAAAUGAAACUGUUAAUUUGUUAAAGUCCCGCCUAGAAGAAGUGGCCAAAAAACAUUGUGGCGAGGUGAUGAUAUUUGAACUGGCUUACCAUGUGCAGUCAUUCCUCUGCGAGCACAACAAGCCCCCUCCCAAGUCUUUUCAUGAAGAAAUGCUGGAAAGGCGGGCUCAGGAGGAGCAACGGAGGCAGUUAGAGGCCAAGCGGAAAGAGGAAGAGGAGCAACGUAAAAUCCUUCAUGAGAUUCAGAGAAGGAAAGAAGAGAUAAAAGAAGAGAAAAAAAGGAAAGAAAUGGCUAAGCAGGAACGUUUAGAAAUAGCUAGUUUGUCAAACCAAGAUCAUACCUCUAGGAAAGACCCAGGAGGACACAGAACAGCUGCCAUUCUACAUGGAGGCUCUCCUGACUUUAUAGGAAAUGGUAAACAUCGGACCAACUCAUCUGGAAGGUCUAGGCGAGAACGUCAGUAUUCUGUGUGUAGUAGUGAAGAUUCUCCUGGCUCUUGUGAAAUCCUGUAUUUCUCUAUGGGUAGUCCUGAUCAGCUCAUGGUGCACAAAGGGAAAUGUAUUGGCAGUGAUGAGCAGCUUGGAAAAUUAGUUUACAAUGCUUUGGAAACAGCCACUGGCGGCUUUGUCUUGUUGUAUGAGUGGGUUCUUCAAUGGCAGAAAAAAAUGGGUCCAUUCCUUACCAGUCAAGAAAAAGAGAAGAUUGAUAAGUGCAAAAAGCAGAUUCAAGGGGCAGAAGCGGAAUUCAACUCACUGGUAAAAUUGAGCCAUCCAAACAUAGUUCGCUACUUUGCAAUGAAUCUCAAAGAGCAAGACGAUUCCAUUGUGGUGGACAUUUUAGCGGAGCACACUAAUGGGGUCUCCCUCUCGGCCCACCUAAGCCACUCGGGCCCUAUCCCCGGGCAUCAGCUUCGCAGGUACGCGACUCAGCUCUUGUCAGGCCUUGAUUAUUUGCACAGCAAUUCCGUGGUGCACAAGGUUCUGAGUGCAUCGAAUGUCUUAGUGGAUGCAGAGGGCACCAUCAAGAUUACAGACUACAGCAUUUCUAAGCGCCUAGCAGACAUUUGCAAGGAGGACGUGUUUGAGCAAACGCGGGUUCGUUUUAGUGACAGUGCCCUACCUUAUAAAACGGGGAAGAAAGGGGAUGUUUGGCGUCUUGGCCUUCUGCUGCUCUCCCUCAGCCAAGGACAGGAGUGUGAAGAGUACCCUGUGACCAUCCCUAGUGACUUACCAGCUGACUUUCAAGAUUUUCUAAAGAAGUGUGUCUGCUUAGAUGACAAGGAAAGAUGGAGUCCUCAGCAGUUGUUAAAACACAGCUUUAUAAAUCCUCAGCCAAAAAUACCUUUACUGGAACAAAGUCCCGAAGAUUCUGGAGGACAAGAUUACGUGGAGACUGUUAUUCCCAGCAACCAGCUACCCAGUGCUGCGUUCUUCAGUGAGACACAGAGACAAUUUUCCCGCUACUUCAUUGAGUUUGAAGAAUUACAGCUUCUUGGCAAAGGAGCUUUUGGAGCUGUCAUCAAGGUGCAGAACAAGCUGGACGGCUGCUGCUACGCGGUGAAGCGCAUCCCCAUCAACCCGGCCAGCAGGCACUUCCGCAGGAUCAAGGGCGAGGUGACACUGCUGUCGCGCCUGCACCAUGAGAACAUCGUGCGCUACUACAACGCCUGGAUCGAGAGGCACGAGCGGCCGGCGGGCCCCGCGACGCCGCCCCCAGACGCGGGGCCCCAGGCCCUGGACGGGCGAGCCUUGCCCCGACUGCCCAUCAGCGACAGCGACACGGACGGCCCGGGCAGCGUGGAGGCGGCCGCGCCGCCGCCCAUCCUCAGCAGCUCGGUGGAGUGGAGCACAUCGGCUGAGCGCUCGGGCAGCGCCCGCUUCCCCGCCGCCGGCCCGGACUCCAGCAGCGACGAGGAUGACGACGAGGAGCACGACGGCGUCUUCUCACAGUCCUUCCUACCUGCUUCAGAUUCUGACAGUGAUAUCAUCUUUGACAAUGAAGAUGAGAACAGUAAAAGUCAGAAUCAGGAUGAAGAUUGCAAUGGAAAGAACAGUUGCCAUGAAAGUGAGCCACCGGCAACCACUGAGGCUGUGCACUACCUCUACAUCCAGAUGGAGUACUGUGAAAAGAGCACUUUACGUGACACAAUUGACCAGGGACUAUAUCGAGACACCGUCAGGCUCUGGAGGCUUUUCCGAGAGAUUCUGGAUGGAUUGGCUUAUAUCCAUGAAAAAGGAAUGAUUCACCGAGAUUUGAAGCCUGUCAACAUUUUUUUGGAUUCUGAUGACCAUGUAAAAAUAGGUGAUUUUGGUUUAGCGACAGACCAUCUAGCCUUUGCUGCUGACGGCAAACAAGAUGAUACAUCAGGAGAUCACUUGAUUAAAUUAGACCCUUCAGGUCAUUUGACUGGGAUGGUUGGCACUGCUUUAUAUGUAAGCCCAGAGGUCCAAGGCAGCACCAAAUCUGCAUACAACCAGAAAGUGGAUCUCUUCAGCCUGGGAAUUAUCUUCUUUGAGAUGUGCUAUCAUCCCAUGGUCACAGCCUCAGAAAGGAUCUUUGUUCUCAACCAACUCAGAGAUCCUACUUCGCCUAAGUUUCCAGAAGACUUCGAUGAUGGAGAGCACACAAAGCAGCUGUUACCACUGAUUCGAACUGAGUUGUUCCCCAUGUUUUGGGGUGUCAUAAGAAAUAUUCAUAUCCCAGCCUUUCCCUGUAACAAGAAAUCUGUCAUCUCCUGGCUGUUGAACCACGAUCCGGCAGAGCGGCCCACAGCCACAGAGCUGCUCAGGAGCGAACUGCUGCCUCCGCCCCAGAUGGAGGAGUCGGAGCUGCACGAGGUGCUGCACCGCACCCUGGCCAAUGUGGGCGGGAAGGCCUACCGCACGGUGAUGGCCCAGACCUUCUCCCAGCGCAUCUCCCCCGCCGUCGAUUACACCUACGACAGCGACAUACUGAAGGGCAGCUUCUCCAUCCGUACAGCCAAGAUACAGCAACACGUGGGUGAAACCAUUAUCCGCAUCUUCAAAAGACAUGGAGCUGUCCAAUUGUGUACCCCACUGCUGCUUCCCCGAAAUAGGCAAAUAUACGAGCACAAUGAAGCUGCCUUAUUCAUGGACCACAGCGGGAUGCUGGUGAUGCUUCCUUUCGACCUGCGGGUUCCUUUUGCAAGAUACGUGGCAAGAAAUAAUAUCUUGAAUUUAAAACGGUACUGCAUAGAACGCGUGUUCAGACCUCGCAAAUUAGACCGAUUUCAUCCCAAAGAACUUCUGGAAUGUGCGUUUGAUAUCGUCACCUCUACCACCAACAGCUCUCUGCCCACCGCUGAAAUCAUCUACACCAUCUAUGAAAUCAUCCAGGAGUUUCCAGCACUUCAGGAAAGAAACUACAGUAUUUACUUGAACCAUACCAUGUUACUGAAAGCAAUACUCUUACACUGUGGGAUCCCAGAAGAUAAACUCAAUCAAGUCUAUGUUAUUCUGUAUGAUGCUGUGACUGAAAAGCUGACGAGGAGAGAAGUGGAAGCUAAAUUUUGUAAUCUGUCUUUGUCAUCGAAUAGUCUGUGUCGACUCUACAAAUUUAUUGAGCAGAAGGGAGAGCUGCAAGAUCUGACACCAACAAUAAAUUCAUUAAUAAAACAGAAAACGGGUGUUGCCCAGUUGGUGCAGUAUGGCUUAAAAGAUCUAGAGGAGGUUGUGGGACUGUUGAAGAAACUUGGCAUAAAGUUACAGGUCUUGAUCAAUUUGGGCUUGGUUUACAAAGUGCAACAGCACAGCGGAAUCAUCUUCCAGUUUGUGGCGUUCAUCAGACGGAGGCAAAGGGCUAUAUCUGAAAUCCUUGCAGCUGGUGGCAGAUAUGACCUGCUGAUUCCCCUGUUUAGAGGACCACAGGCUCUGGGGCCGGUUCCUACUGCUAUUGGGGUCAGCAUAGCCAUAGACAAGAUAACUGCUGCUGUCCUCAACAUGGAAGAACCUGUUACAGUAAGCUCUUGUGACCUCCUCGUUGUAAGUGUUGGCCAGAUGUCCAUGUCCAGGGCCAUCAACCUAACCCAGAAACUCUGGUCAGCGGGAAUCACAGCAGAAAUCAUGUAUGACUGGUCACAGUCCCAAGAGGAGUUACAAGAGUACUGCAGACAUCAUGAAAUCACCUAUGUGGCCCUUGUCUCCGAUAAAGAAGGAAACCAUGUCAAGGUUAAGUCUUUUGAGAAGGAAAGGCAAACAGAGAAACGUGUGCUGGAGUCUGAUCUCGUGGACCAUGUUGUACAGAAACUGAGGACUAAAGUCAGUGAUGAAAGGACUAUCAGAGAAGCUUCCGAUAAUCUUGCAGUACAAAAUCUGAAGGGGUCAUUUUCUAAUGCUUCAGGUUUGUUUGAAAUCCAUGGAGCAACAGUUUUUCCCAUUGUGAGCGUGGUAGCCCCAGAGAAGCUGUCAGCCAGCACUAGGAGGAGGUAUGAAACUCAGGUACAAACCCGACUUCAGACCUCCCUUGCUAACUUGCAUCAGAAAAGCAGUGAAAUUGAGAUUUUGGCUGUGGAUCUACCCAAAGAAACAAUCUUACAGUUUCUAUCAUUAGAGUGGGAUGCUGAUGAACAGGCAUUUAACACAACUGUGAAGCAGCUGCUGUCACGCCUGCCAAAGCAAAGAUACCUCAAAUUAGUCUGUGAUGAAAUUUAUAACAUCAAAGUAGAAAAAAAGGUGUCUGUGCUGUUCCUGUAUAGCUACAGAGAUGACUACUACAGAAUCUUAUUUUAAUCCUAAAGAACGAACGAUCAUUACAUUGUUCAAACAGACAGGAGCUUAUACUAUAAAAUGUUGUACAUUCAUUGUUUUAAAUUAGCUUUAUGUUCUAAGAAGCUGUCCUACAGAGUUGAGCUUUGUAGGUUUUUCAUGUGUAAUAUAUUAUAAAUUUAUCUUUUGAAUAUAAUAAAUGUUUUCAUAUA
This is a messenger RNA of Lagenorhynchus albirostris (white-beaked dolphin), 5305 nucleotides long. RefSeq names its product eukaryotic translation initiation factor 2 alpha kinase 4 (gene EIF2AK4). Gene Ontology annotation, molecular function: ATP binding; protein binding; eukaryotic translation initiation factor 2alpha kinase activity. Lineage: Eukaryota; Metazoa; Chordata; Mammalia; Artiodactyla; Delphinidae. Bases 75 to 5117 code for a protein of 1680 amino acids. Gene Ontology annotation, biological process: regulation of translational initiation by eIF2 alpha phosphorylation; DNA damage checkpoint signaling. The record is from RefSeq and is a predicted model, not a curated record. Gene Ontology annotation, cellular component: cytosol. The transcript is spliced from 40 exons.